AUGGCAGACACUUCAAAGGCGACGGCCACCGGCGCCGACGCCGAUGCCAACAAGGACAACAACGGAAUGGACAUCGAUCGACCGGGCUCCUCGGCUGCUGGUGCUGUCUCGAAUGCUAAGCAGCAGAGAUUUCAGGUCAAGAAGUGGAACGCCGUGUGCUUGUGGAGCUGGGACAUUGUCGUCGACAACUGUGCCAUCUGCCGCAACCACAUCAUGGACCUCUGCAUUGAAUGCCAGGCUAACCAGGGGAGCGCUACCAGCGACGAGUGCACCGUAGCUUGGGGUCAGUGCAACCACGCCUUUCACUUCCACUGCAUCUCCCGCUGGCUCAAGACUCGCCACGUCUGUCCACUAGACAACCGAGAGUGGGAACUCAACCGUUACGGCCGAUGA
This is a messenger RNA of Jaminaea rosea, 393 nucleotides long. RefSeq names its product ubiquitin ligase subunit HrtA. NCBI's taxonomy places the organism in Eukaryota, Fungi, Basidiomycota, Exobasidiomycetes, Microstromatales. Gene Ontology annotation, biological process: ubiquitin-dependent protein catabolic process; protein ubiquitination. The record is from RefSeq and is a predicted model, not a curated record. Gene Ontology annotation, molecular function: zinc ion binding; ubiquitin protein ligase activity; cullin family protein binding. The coding region runs from base 1 to 393 and encodes 130 amino acids. The transcript has 6 exons. Gene Ontology annotation, cellular component: cullin-RING ubiquitin ligase complex; nucleus.